Molecule: messenger RNA, 609 nt
Organism: Hansenula anomala
Lineage: Eukaryota; Fungi; Ascomycota; Saccharomycetes; Phaffomycetales; Wickerhamomycetaceae
Gene: CUS1
Product: U2 snRNP complex subunit CUS1
Exons: 1
Biological process (GO): mRNA splicing, via spliceosome
Cellular component (GO): nucleus; U2 snRNP; catalytic step 2 spliceosome
Source: RefSeq, a predicted model, not a curated record
AUGAGCAAAAAGAAACAAAGAAAGGCUAAUAAAAUUCCAUUAGCUGAACUAAAAGCUGCAUCAAAAUAUCCUGAACUAGUUCAAUGGUAUGAUGUCGAUGCUGCUGAUCCUGUAUUGGUUGUUGAAAUCAAGUCAAAGAAAAACUAUGUACCAGUACCGGCUCAUUGGCAAUUUAAAAGAGAAUAUUUAUCAGGAAGAAGAUCAAUAGAGAAGAAACCAUUCACAUUACCCAAGUUUAUCAGCGAAACAGGUAUAACUGACAUGAGAGAUACUACAAAAGAGGAUGAAUCAAAUAUGAAGCAAAGAAUGAGAGAAAAAGUUCAACCAAAGAUGAAUAGAUUGGAUCUUGAUUAUCAAAAGCUUCAUGAUGCAUUUUUCAAAUUUCAAACAAAACCAAGAUUAUUUGGCUUUGGUGACGUUUAUUUCGAAGGUAGAGAGAAUGAAGAAUUAGAUAUCUCAAAAUACAAACCUGGUGUUGUUUCAGAUGAACUAAGAAAUGCAUUGGGAAUACCCAGAGGUGUCACUUUACCAUGGGUGCAAAAGAUGCAACAUUUUGGCCCACCACCAAGUUAUCCAGAUUUGAAAAUUCCUGGAUAUAAUGUUGACUUA